AUGGGGAGCUUCAACGAGCGGGACCAGCCUCGCGCGCCCGCCGUACCCUCCGCGCCGUCCCCCAUGCUGCUCCCCUCCGCGCCCUCCCCCACUUCCGUCAACGCGAUUGGCCGAUCGCGCUCCCUCACAAACUCCUCUUCCGCCUCCCUCGUCGUUGCCUCUGUUCUCUCCGCAACCCGCUCCCCCCUCCCCGCUUUCCCGCGCCAAUCCUCCACUUCCUCCACGUCCCCCUGCCGCGCCUUGCGACCGUCGCCCCCCGCCGCGCGCGGAAGCGGCGGAGGGCGGGGGGAAGACCCUUCUGCGGACGUCUCCCGCGAGUUCCCUAACGGCGACUCGUACCGCGGGCAGUGGGGGGCGGCGUGGGACGUGCCGCACGGCGCGGGGUGCUACGUGUGGGCGGACGGGAGCGUGUACGAGGGGGAGUGGGCGCGCGGGGAGAAGCACGGGCAGGGGCUGUUCGUGUGGCCGUCGGGCGCGCGCUACAAGGGGGAGUGGGCGCGCGGGCAGAUGCAGGGCGUGGGGAGCUACUGGGGCGCGGACGGGUCGUUUUACACGGGGAACUGGGCUGGGGGCGUGAAGCACGGGCUAGGGCGCAAGCUCUACCCGAAUGGGGACCGUUACGAAGGCUUCUGGUCGUUCGGCGCGGCGCACGGGCCCGGGCGGUACGUGUGGGCGAACGGGAACGAGUAUUUCGGCGAGUGGGAGGGCGGCACGAUGAGCGGGUGCGGCACUUUCACGUGGGCGAGCGGGGAGCGGUACGAGGGCGAGUGGGAGGGGGGAGUGGAGCACGGCGUGGGCGUGUUCGCGUGGCGCGAUGGUAGCCGUUAUGAAGGUACGUGGAGCCGCGGGCUUAAGGACGGCAAGGGCGUGUUCUACCCCGCUGGGUGCGCGCGCGACGCAGGGGACGCUGGGGAGAGGGGGGAAAGGGAGGCGGGGACGGGGGAGGAGAGGGAUGGGGAUGAGGGGGAGGAUGAAGAGGGGGAGGAGGCGAAGGAGGAGGACGGGGAGGAGGAGGGUGGUGUUGAUGGGGACGGGGAGGGUGUGGAGGAGGAGGAUGAGGAGGAGGGAUGGGGAUUGGAAGGCGAGGAGAAGGGGGAGGAGAUGGGGGGAGAGGCUGGUCAAGGGGGUGCAGCGGGGAGCAGUGCUGCUGCUGCUGCUGCUGCUGCCGUUGCCGGUAUGAACGGCUGCAGUCCUGAUGACGUUGAUGGUGCUCUGGCGGCCGUUGCAGCACCAACGGCAGCGGCAGCGGCGUCAGGGGCGAGUGUGGCUGGUGCGAGUGCGGGUGAAAGGGCUGCUGCGGGGCAGGUAGCACCUGGUGCCAUGCUGCUGUCUAAGCAGGCUCCGGACCUGAGCUCAGGCUCAUUCAAUGCUGGCUCGGCGAGCUCAGGCUCGGGGAGGCUGGCUCGAAGGGUUGGUGCAGCAGCAGCAACAGGGGGAGGGGGAGGUACAGGGGGGUUGAAGGGCGCGCAGAGGAUGUUACAGAAGCGGCUUACAGCGGGGACGAGGGCGCUGGAGGUGGCACUGGGGCCCACGGGGAGUGUGUACCUGGCUGCUGACGCUGUCCCUGCCAUGCCCUUCCCUGACUCCUCCUCGCUCUCCCGUGGGGACGGCAGGCCAAGUGGGCGAGAGGGGGAAGGUGGUGUGGAGAAAGGGGCAGAGAGGAGGGAGGCGGAUGUGGAGGGAAGGGAGGGAGUGAGGGAGGAGAGGGAGGGGAGCGAGGAGAGGGUAGUGAUUGCGAUUGGAAGGAGGUCAAGAGGGGAAGGCAGGGGCGAGAGGAUUGCAGGAGAAGGAAGCAAGGGCAGAGGGCAGGCGAGCACUGGCGGGACAGUGAGUGACGCGGACAUGUGGCGGCCUCUGAUUGGCAGCGGUGCGGAGAGCAGCCAAUGGGAAGGAAACAGCGGUGAAGGGGCGGUGGCGGAUGGGAGGGAGGCAGGGGGGAGUGGAGCAGGAUGGAAGGAGCUGGAGAAUGGGGUGAUUGCCGGAGCGAGAGGGGCGAGAGGAACGAGGGAGAAGGUGAACGGAGAGCGAUGGGAGAGCGGGGCAGAUGGGGGACGUGACAGUGUUGGUCUGUGCCACGCGCGCCAGCCCAGUGAUGACUUCUUUAUUGGAAUGUCCUCGUCCAAUGGCAGCAGCACACGUGGCAGCCCUGGCAGCAGGAAGGGGGGGCGGAAGUGCUUGUCGGGGCCGCUGCAGGGGCGGGCAGGGCGGGCCAGGGAAACUGGGGAGGUGGGGGAGAAGGGGGAGAUGGGCGAGAUGCAAGGAGGGGAGGAAGUGGGGAUACAUGGGAGGAGGGGGCAAUGGCACAGAGGCAGACUAGGGGAAAUAGGAGGCACUCAGGUGGGGGAGGAAGAGGAGGAAGAGAAGGGUGUUGGGAGAAGCGCUGCUGUCUCUCGGCCAAUGACAGCAAGCCACGUGUCGGAGGUGGACAUGGAGGGGCGGCAGGACAACUGGAAGGUGUGGAGGGAGGAGGCCCCUGUGCGCUGGCACCACCACCUGGGCCUCCGCGCCCCCCUUGCUGCUCCCUCCCCCUCCCCCGCUGCUCCCAGUUCCACCCCUGGCCCUACUUCUUCCAGCGUGGGACCUGCUGCGUCCAACUCAGCAGGUGCUGCUGCCAGCUCAGCAGCUGUAGCUGCCAGCUCAUCAGCGAGUGGGGCGUCAGCAGCGGCGACGGGGACAGGUGGAGGGGAGGGGGUAAGGUCACCGCGGGCCAUCACACGUGCUCUGACCAUGGGGCCUGUGCCAGGGCGAGGGCAGCAGUACGCUGAGGGGGAGGGGCACAGUGGAGGGGAUCUUGGGGCGGAGGAGGAGAUGAGGGAGGAGGAUGGAGAGCAGGAGGGGCCAAGUGGGGAACAGUCUAGAGGGCCAGCGUCACGAGGGGCAGCGGUGAUGCUACCGAAUGGGAGAGGCGAGGGAGGGGUGUGUGAGGUGCAUGGCGGCGGUUCAGAGCAGAUGGUUGCCCCCUCGCAGUCACCAGGCUCAGACAUGCAGCAGCACGCGCGAGGGAGAGCGGACGGGGGCGCGCAAGGAGGACCAGGGGGAGGGAGAGGGACAGGGCAUGGGGAAGGGGGAGGGCAAGGGCGCGGGCGCGCAGAGGGGGGAAGGCGGGGGCGGGGGCGGGGGUACAGCAUGGGGCAGGUGGCGGGGGUGGAGGCGGUGGAGGAUGCAGUGAUGGUGAGGGAGUACGUUCAUGGCGUGCUGGUGGCGCAACAGCCCCUCUCCUCCCACUCCCAUCCCCCGCGGUGGCACGUGCCGAGGGGCAGGGAGGGCAAGAAGGCGGGCGAGCUGAUCUACAAGGGCCACCGCAGCUACCUGCUCAUGCGCACCCUGCAGCUCGGCCUCCGGUACAGUGUGGGGAGGAUCACACCGGACGCGCAGAGGGACGUGGGCCCAGGCGACUUUUCCCACUGGCCGGCUGUGCGCUUCCCCCCGGCCGGCUCAUCCACCACGCCGCCACACUCCAUGCACGCCUUCAAGUGGCGCGACUACUGCCCCGCCGCCUUCAGGGCCCUACGAGCCAUGUUUGGCAUAGACCCGGGGGACUACAUGGUGUCGCUGUGCGGGGAUGACGCGUUGAGGGAGCUGAGCAGCCCGGGCAAGUCGGGCAGCGUCUUCUUCCUCUCGCAUGACGACCGCUUCCUCAUCAAAACCAUGCGCAGCGCCGAGCUGCAGGUGCUGCUGCGCAUGCUACCCGCCUACUACCGCCACGUGAAGCACAAUCCACACACACUCCUCACCAAGUUCUUCGGCCUCCACGCCAUCAAGAUCUACCACACCGCCUCCUCCCACACCGCGUCCCGCCUCGCCGCCAAGGCGGGCGGGCGAGAGUCGGUCAUCCGAUUCGUGGUGAUGGCGAACCUGCUGGUGUCGCCGCUGCGCGUGCACCGGCGAUUUGACCUCAAGGGGUCCUCGCAGGGGCGCAGCACGGGCAAGGUGGCAGUGGAUGACACCACUACACUUAAGGAUCUGGACCUCGACCUCGCCUUCCUGCUGCACCCGCCCUGGCGCCCGUUGCUGCUGCAGUAA
This is a messenger RNA of Closterium sp. Naga37s-1, 4023 nucleotides long. NCBI's taxonomy places the organism in Eukaryota, Viridiplantae, Streptophyta, Zygnematophyceae, Desmidiales, Closteriaceae. The record is from the annotation of a GenBank genome assembly.